AUGGCGCUCCCAGUCGUGGAAGAGGGCAAGCUUCUCAGUGAGGCCCUUAACACCGUCAAAAUCCAAGUCCAGCAAAUGAAGCGCCAUCUUGAACUAGACCAGCUCAUGGAUGCCUUGAAGAGCGCAAGCUUGAUGCUUGCUGAGCUACGAACCUCGUCACUGUCGCCUAAACAGUAUUACGAACUAUACAUGGCCGUAUUCGACGCUCUACGAUACCUAUCCAACUAUCUCUACGAGGCGCAUACCCAGUCACGACACCACCUAGCAGACCUCUACGAGCUCGUCCAAUAUGCCGGCAACAUCGUUCCGCGACUGUAUCUUAUGAUCACCGUCGGCUCGGUUUAUAUGUCAAUUCCUGAUGCUCCAGUGAAAGAAAUCAUGAAGGAUAUGAUGGAGAUGUCGCGCGGUGUUCUGAAUCCUGUUCGUGGCCUGUUCCUGAGGCACUACCUGAGCGGCCAGACGAGGGAUCAUUUGCCAAUUGGACUGGAGCCAGGCCCGGCAGGGAAUCUUCAAGAUUCCAUUUCAUUCGUGCUUACCAACUUCAUCGAGAUGAACAAGCUUUGGGUACGACUCCAGCACCAGGGCCACUCGAGGGAUCGUGAAAAGCGUGAAAUGGAGCGACGCGAACUUCGGAUUCUUGUGGGCACGAACCUUGUCAGGUUAAGCCAACUGGACGGAGUCGACCUGGAGAUGUACCAGAAGACAAUUCUACCGAGCAUCUUGGAGCAGGUGGUGAACUGCAAGGAUGUUAUUGCUCAGGAGUACUUGAUGGAAGUCGUCAUCCAGGUCUUCACGGACGAGUUCCACCUACAUACCCUCGGCCCCUUCCUCUCAGCAACCGCGCAACUCCACCCUAAAGUUAACAUCAAACAAAUUGUUAUCGCCCUUAUUGACCGUCUCGCAUCCUAUGCUGCUCGUGAAGCCGAAAGUGAAGACCCAGAAGAGACUAAGCGACAGGAAGAGGCCGCCGCACGUCGACUUGCGGAGAAAGUUAAGAGUCAGAAAGCGAAGGCAAGGGAGAACGGUGCCUACCGCGCCGCGUCGCCGACAUCUCCAGCUGCGUCUGAAGUCGACGCCUGGGGUGCUCCUCCAACUCCGAUGACUGCAACCUCGACGGUCGAGUCUGAGAAAUCGCCAACUUCGGAUACGCCGACUGCUGACACGUCAUUCGACGAGAAGCUUGGCAAAGGUAAGGCGAGGGAGGGCUCGCCUGUUCGUAAAUUCCGUGGUGUGCCAGAGGACGUGCAAUUGUUCGAGGUGUUCUGGAAGCAGGUCGUCGAGCUUAUCAAGGCUCGGCCUGACUUGCUGAUACAAGACAUAACCGCCCUCCUGGUGUCUCUCACUAACUUGUCGCUCAGUUGCUACCCUGACCGACUGGAAUAUGUCGACCAAGUCCUUGGGUUCGCUGCAGAGAAGAUCAAGGAUUCCGCAGAGAGCCCUGAUCUCCACGCCCAACAAACCACUGCUAACCUUUCAGCCCUUCUCGUCGCCCCUAUUAAUUCCUACCAAUCCGUGCUGACCCUCCUCGCUAUCCCCAACUACGUGCCUCUCCUUACCAAGCAGCUCUUCUCUACUCGCCGUUCUAUUGCCCACUCCAUUGUUUCCUCUGUCCUCAAGAAUGAGACCAUCAUUGAAGCGCCAGAAGACGUGGAUGGCGUCCUCGAGCUAUGUCAUGUCCUCAUCAAGGACCAGACAGACUCUGGGGCGCCACCUGUGCCGAAUGGGCAAUUGCAAACUGUGCGCGAUCCUCGGAGACAAGGCCCAUAUUUCAUGGAGAGGGAAGAGAUGGCGGAGGAGCAAGGAUGGGUGGCGAGGAUGGUGCAUCUCUUCCGCUCGGAGUCGUUAGAUACGCAGUUCGAGCUUCUGCAAAUCGCAAGGCGGCACUUCGAUCUGGGAGGAGAGAGGAUGCGUUACACGUUCCCUGCAUUGAUCACGUCGUCAAUAAAGCUUUGCAGACGAUACAAAAACCGUGAACAUGUGGAAAACGACUGGCAAACGAAAACAUCCACGAUCCUCAAAUUCAUCCGCCAACUAACCUCCAUCCUCGCCACGACAGUCGAAGCACCCAACAUCGCCCUGCGGCUCUUCCUCCUUUCCGCCCAGAUUGCAGACGAGUGCGGCUUCGAGGACCUCGCGUACGACCUCUACGUGCAGGCAUUCAGUGUGUACGAGGACAGCAUAUCCGAAUCGCGCGCACAGCUGCAGGCCAUUACACUCAUCAUCGGCACGCUUGCCGGCGCGAAGGUGUUCAAUGUGGACAACUUCGACACGUUGAUCACGAAGGCGGCACUGCACGGCGCGAAGCUGCUGAAGAAGAGCCACCAGGCAACUGCUGUGGGCCUAGCAAGCCAUUUAUGGUGGCAAGAGGCUCCACCUGCGGCGGAGGCAGAGGGCGAAAGUGAGAAAGUGGAGAAGGCGGCUCCUACGGAGAAGCCAGCUGCCGCGAAGGAAGAUGGGGAGGCUGCUGCUGUCAAGGCUUAUCCUCAUCAAGACAGCAAGCGCGUGCUGGAGUGCUUGCAAAAGUCUCUUCGUAUCGCAAACUCGGCGAUCGAGGAGAUUGUCACUGUACAAUUGUACUGCGAUACCCUAGACCAGUAUCUCUACUACCUCGACCGGGGUGCUUCCACUGUUGCGCCCAAGUUCGUUAACAACCUCGUCGAGCUCAUCACCUCCAACAUCGACGGCAUCUCCUCGCCAGACGUGCAUCCCUCACAACGCGCACCACCAGGUCUCAUUGAAGGUGUUCAGACACCGGACAUGAUCACGAAACAUUUCCGCAACACCCUCAGCUACAUCCAGAGAAGGAAGUACGCUGCUGCGGAAGGUACCGUCGGCGUCGACCCGCGCUGGGACGAGGUCGAUGUCGUCGGUGCAUGUUUGAAGAUGGGCAUUAGCCGGUAA
This is a messenger RNA of Cyclocybe aegerita, 2901 nucleotides long. NCBI's taxonomy places the organism in Eukaryota, Fungi, Basidiomycota, Agaricomycetes, Agaricales, Hemipholiotaceae. The record is from the annotation of a GenBank genome assembly.